This is a messenger RNA of Sclerotinia sclerotiorum 1980 UF-70, 921 nucleotides long. RefSeq lists its product with no specific name. Gene Ontology annotation, molecular function: phosphatase activity. The record is from RefSeq and is a predicted model, not a curated record. The coding region runs from base 1 to 921 and encodes 306 amino acids. NCBI's taxonomy places the organism in Eukaryota, Fungi, Ascomycota, Leotiomycetes, Helotiales, Sclerotiniaceae. The transcript has 2 exons. Gene Ontology annotation, cellular component: cytoplasm.
AUGGUACUUUCCUCCCGUAUCAAGCAAUACUUUGCACCUCUAGCACCCAAGCUUGAAACCAAGAUCUUUGUACACCUUAUGCGACAUGGUGAGGCGUACCACAACCUAGGACACUUCGAUGGCAAGAUAAAUCUGGAAUCCUACAAUAUUCUCGAUCCUCGUCUCACUGUGGAGGGUUUACGACAAGUUGGAUUUGCUCGAAAGGAGAUGGCAAAACGCUGCCCGGUCCCUAAUAUUGUUCUCACAUCUCCUCUCAUUCGCACGGUCGAGACUGCUCUUCAUGUCUUUCCUAUCAGCAACAAUGGUAGUUUUUCUCAUCGACCUCGAAUCGUUGCCUAUGAUGAUUUAAGGGAGAGUGGAGCUUAUUUUUGCAACGUCCGUCAGGAAAUUUUUGACUUAAAAACACAAUUUCAUCAUAUGGGAGUCGAUUUUACUGCUUUGUCACCUGUCAUCCCGCCUUUGAAAGGUGCCAUUCGUGCAACACAGCGUGCGGAGAUCGUUCGGAAGGAGAUCUCGAGAAUUGCGAGGAUUAUACGCAAGGGCGGUGGGUUUUGGAAGGGGGUCUAUAUAGGAAGUGCUAUUGCGCAGACUUUUGGGUGGCGUCUAUGGACAAAGGCUAGGGGGGAUACACAUAUUGUGGUGAUCUCUCAUGGGUCUUUUAUGAAGAGUUUAUUGCCAUCAUCUCACACAACCCGACGAGUCUGGAAGAAAUUUAAACCAGGAGAGGUGAGGACAUACGUUUUGAAUGCAGAUGGUCAAUUAAACGAAACCGCAGAAUCUAAAAGCAUUAGAAGUAAGAUUACUACCGUUUCACAAAAGGUCAGUAAUAUAAAUUUACUAGUAGGAUCUUACUUCCAACCGUCAUCUUCCUCCAUCGAGAGAGCCAUUGGGCUAAAUAUUAAUGUAGGGCAAAGAUGUUGA